Messenger RNA from Cavia porcellus (domestic guinea pig), 1849 nucleotides. RefSeq names its product GRB2 related adaptor protein (gene Grap). The transcript is spliced from 5 exons. Gene Ontology annotation, cellular component: nucleoplasm; cytoplasm; plasma membrane. Bases 304 to 834 code for a protein of 176 amino acids. Gene Ontology annotation, biological process: signal transduction; regulation of MAPK cascade. Gene Ontology annotation, molecular function: phosphotyrosine residue binding; epidermal growth factor receptor binding. The record is from RefSeq and is a predicted model, not a curated record. NCBI's taxonomy places the organism in Eukaryota, Metazoa, Chordata, Mammalia, Rodentia, Caviidae.
UUUCUGAUAUGGAUUUUGAUGGAUGCAUGGGAGUCUCCCAGGAAAAGAACACCAGGCAGGGGGAAGCACGUGCAAAGCGCCUAGAGAAUGAAAUGGAAGUGUGGCAGCCUCACACACCCCCGUCCAACAGUCUGCACACAGUGAAGGGAAGUAAUAAAGGUUUCAGUCUCAGCUUCAAAAGAACAAACACACUCAAAACAAAGGAAGCCAGUGGUGCCUGCAGAGGAAGCAGGAAGCCGCCAGUCCCGGGCCCUGUGCGGAGCCCGGCUGCCGGAGCUCAGGGACAGCACUGGGGACAGCGGGAUGGAGUCCGUGGCCCUGUACAGCUUCCAGGCCACAGAGAGCGAUGAGCUAGCCUUCAACAAGGGCGACACACUCAAGAUCCUAAACAUGGAGGACGAUCAGAACUGGUACAAGGCUGAGCUGCGAGGAGCCGAGGGCUUCGUCCUCAAGAACUACAUCCGUGUCAAGCCCCACCCCUAUGGGGACCAGGUGCAGCAUUUCAAGGUGCUGCGAGAGGCCUCGGGGAAGUACUUCCUGUGGGACGAGAAGUUCAACUCCCUCAAUGAGCUGGUCGAUUUCUACCGCACCACCACCAUCGCCAAGCGGAGGCAGAUCUUCCUGCGUGACGAGGAGCCUCUGCUACAGUCGCCCCGUGCCUGCUUUGCUCAGGCCCAGUUCGACUUCUCAGCCCAGGACCCUUCACAGCUCAGCUUUCGCCGCGGGGACAUCAUUGAGGUCCUGGAGCGCCCGGACCCCCACUGGUGGCGAGGCCGGUCCUGCGGGCGCGUGGGCUUCUUCCCGCGGAGCUACGUGCAGCCCGUGCACCUGUGAGCGCGUGGAGCCCAGCCGGGCGCAGCGCGAUAGGACUCGGACGCCGGCUGCGCGAUUACAGAGGGCUCAGCGCAGAGUCUGAGACUCAACUUUGGGUCCGUGCUUCCGGGCCCCCUUUCACACAAACCAGGGGAAGCCCCCAUCGCCCCUGAGCUGCCACUAUUCAGAGCGCGCGGAGAGGGGGCGCCAAGGUUCCCGCCUGGCCGCUUCCCAUUGGCCGUGAGCGAUGUGACGUCACGGGACGGCCUCUUCAGAGGCCCCUUCUACCGCCCGCAGAGGUCAAAUCCAGGGGAGCGCUGAGCACUGGGCUCUGCUUAGAAUCCUGGACGCACCUGAGCAGAUCGCCUGCAGACAGGCCCUCGGCUGACCGGGAGCUAGCUCAGCUUCGAAGGACCUGGACUUACUGGGACCCUUGCUUCACCACAGUCCUAUGCCUUUGGGCUCCACCUGGGACACGCGGGCCUCUCCCCCUACAGACAUUUGGGGUGGGGCUGAGGCCUGGAGACCAGAACAGGCACGGGAGGGAAAACAGGGUGGGCUGCUGUGACUUUCCUCUGUCCUGCCUCUGCACAGACCAGGUUCCUGCAUUUGCUGGGAGACAGGGCCAUCCACAGGCCAGUGGGAUGUUGGGGCCAGAGCAGGAUUUUGGUCGAGGCAGCCCUGCUAGAGGCCUGGCUCGGGUGAAGAUGAGAUGUCUAGAUGGAAAAAAUAGACACCUUCGGAGUAGGAAGAUGCAAGUGGGUCUUGGGAAGGGCUGGAAUGCCAGGCAGCUGGUGGCGGGCCCUUGAACAGGGUGAAAGGAAGCUCCCUCACCCACCAGGAGCAGGCAGGAUGGAGGAGGAGGAGCCCAUGAAGGCUGCUGCAGCCACUUUAGAAGGACCUAUGUUGUAGGCAUGUGGGGCUUCCUCUCUGUCCAGAGCUGGCCCACCACCCUUUGAGUACUGAGCCCUGGCAAAUUGCACUGCUCCUAACAUGGGCCUGUGUAUUAAAAAUAAAAACCGUGGAAUUAUCAUAA